Messenger RNA from Blepharisma stoltei, 1106 nucleotides. The record is from the annotation of a GenBank genome assembly. Lineage: Eukaryota; Ciliophora; Heterotrichea; Heterotrichida; Blepharismidae.
AUGUCAUCUCUUCAAAGGCUACUUGGCGACGGAAGGGACACAAGUUCCGAAGAUAACACCAGUUCCUCAAGUGAAGUUUACACCUAUCUAGCCCCAUGAGCAGUGUAUUCUUUUAAUUUUUCAAGUAAUCCUCACUAUCCUUUUCAGCUUGCUUUAGGGUCCUUUAUAGAAGACACCAACAACAGCAUACAAAUAAUCCAGCUGCUUCCAGAACAAGCCCGAUUUGAGGUAAAAACGACCAUUCCACAUACAUACGCCCCUACCAAAAUAAUGUGAAUCCCUGAUCUUGAAGGCUCACAUCCCCACUUAAUGGCCACUUCAAGUGAUCACUUGCGUAUCUGGCGACAAGACGAGUCUGGACUAAGCUCAGUGUCAAGCCUUGUGAAUAACCGUCACAGUGACUACUGUGGCCCAAUUACCAGUUUUGACUGGAAUGCUAAUGAUUUGACGAUGAUUGGGACUGCAAGCAUUGAUUCGACAUGUACUAUAUGGGAUAUUGAGAGGCAAGCUAUGAAAAAACAGAUAUUGACACAUACAAAGGAAGUUAAUGAUAUUGCGUUUGGGCAUGAUCCCAAUAUUUUUGCUAGUGUAGGCGCUGAUGGGUCAGUCCGAAGGUUCGACUUAAGGAGCUUAGAACAGUGCACAAUUCUCUAUGAAAGCCAAGGGUAUGCUAACACCCUAUAAAAUAGAAUAAAAAAGAUUUAAAUUUUUUUUAUAGAAAUUCAUAGAAAAUCUAAUAUAUCCCUUUACUUAGACUAGCCUGAAAUAAAAUCGACCCAAAUUAUAUAGCAAUUAUUAUGAUGGACUCUCCUACUGUGACUAUUUUAGAUGUCAGGUCUCCUGGGAUGCCUUUAGCAGUGCUGCAAAGUCACCAGAACUUUGUAAAUGCGAUAUCAUGGGCUCCUAACUCAAGUUGUUAUAUAUGUACAGCUGGAGAUGACAGACAAGCCUUGAUAUGGGAUUUGAGAAGAAGUUUAGGAGAAAUAAGGGAGCCUAUGAUGGUCUAUAAUGCAGAAGCAGAAAUCAUAAACCUCAGCUGGUCAGUGCUGCAGCCUAACUGGGUAGCUAUAGCUUAUAAUAAAAGUCUCCAAUUACUAAAGCUUUAA